CUCCCCGGCCUCCCUGAUGCCGAGGAAUGGAUAGAGCGGCUGCCCUGCGAGCCGCCGGCAUGCUGGAGAGGAAGGAGCGGAGCGGCGGCGAGGCGGCGGCCGGCGGCGGUGCGGGGCCCCGGACGGGCGCGGCGACGCGGGGCUUGCCGGCGGUGCGGAGCACGCUGCAGCAGUGCGGGCUGCUGCAGGACCUCAUCGACAUCUCGCUCUCCAACCUGCGCGGGCUCCGCACGAAGUGCGCCGCGUCCAACGACCUCACCCAGCAGGAGAUCCGCACCCUGGAGGUGAAACUGAUUGACUACAUCCACAGACAGCGGCAAUGCAAGCUGAGCGUGCCCCUCAACGACAGGACAGCAGAGCUCAACAGCUACCCGAGGUUCCACGACUGGUUAGAUAUCGUCAACGUGAGGAAAGAAGUUGUACAGAGAAUACCAGAGGAGCUAACCUUAGAUGCCUUACUAGAAAUGAAUGAGUCAAAGGUGAAGGAGACAAUGAAGAGGUGUGGGGCCAGAGAUGAGGAGUGCUCCAGGCUCAAUGGGGCACUGAGCUGCUUACGGAAGGCGACUGAAUCAGGUGGGGAGCUAAAAGACGACGUGCUGAUGAACCUGUCUGAGGCACGGCGGGAGAACAGCCCGACCAACCCCGAGUCCCCCUGCUCCUCUGCGCCCGCCUGGAGCCCCUCGGCCCUGCACCUCCCCAGGGGCAGCAGCCAGCAGCCACGCUCCGUCUCCGUGUCCACCAUCCCAUCUUCAGACGCUCUCACCUCGAGUCACGGACCUUCUAUCUAUGCAGAAAACCUCCUGGACCCUUUUGCACACAGUGGAAGGCUGACGCCAAGGACUCCUCACAGCAUCACCAUCACUCCCCCCACCACUCCUCAGGCCAAGAGGCGGCAUAAGUUUAAGCCGCCACGGACUCCUCCUCCCCCUUGCCGGAAGGUUUUUCAGCUGCUACCCAACUUCCCAACCCUCACGCGGAGCAAGUCCCAUGAAUCACAGCUGGGAAACAGGAUAGAUGAAGUUCCUCCAAUAAAGUUCGAACUCUCCCAAGGGUCCCCUCAGACGGUACGAAGAGACUUCGGCUUAGCGGUGACACACAGGUUCUCUACAAAGUCUUGGUUAUCUCAGAUUUGCCAAGUCUGUCAGAAAAGCAUGAUGUUCGGGGUGAAGUGUAAGUACUGCAGAUUAAAAUGUCACAACAAGUGUACUAAAGAGGCACCUGCCUGUAGAAUAUCCUUCCUUCCCAUAGCAAAAAUAAGAAGAACAGAGUCUGUCCCUUCUGAUAUCAAUAACCCAGUGGACAGACCAACAGAACCCCAGUUUGGAACUCUUCCCAAAGCACUAACUAAAAAGGACCAUCCACCAGCAAUAAAUCACCUGGACUCUAGCAGUAAUCCUUCUUCUACAACCUCCUCUACCCCGUCUUCCCCAGCACCUUUCCAGUCUUCCAACCCCCCCAGUGCGACGCCGCCCCCGAACCCGUCCCCCAUGGGCCAGAGGGACGCACGGUUCAACUUCCCAGCUGCCUACUACAUUCAACAUAGACAACAAUUUAUCUUCCCAGAAAUUCCCAGCCCUGCACAAACAGCACAACCUCCAGAACCAGCCGCAGACACUAAUGCUGAUCAACAGCCAGAGGCAGAUGGAGUUGGAUGUGAAGCAGAGGUGGAAGAACGAGAGACUAAUAAAUCAGAACCUGAAGAUGAUGAGGAUGAGGUGGAAGAUUUGCCAAACAGGCGGCCACACUUGCAAGGGAUGAUUUAUCGCAAACCAAGCCAGACCAGCGUCUACCUGCAAGAGUGGGACAUCCCCUUUGAACAGAUUGAACUGGGGGAUCCUAUCGGCCAAGGGCGGUGGGGGAAGGUUUACAAGGGGAAAUGGCACGGGGAGGUGGCCAUCAGGCUCCUGGAGAUAGACGGGAACAACCAGGACCAUCUCAAGCUCUUCAAGAAGGAGGUGAUGAACUACAGACAGACGCGGCACGAGAACGUGGUACUUUUCAUGGGAGCCUGCAUGAACCCUCCUCACUUAGCAAUCAUUACCAGCUUCUGCAAAGGAAGGACGCUUCACUCGUUCGUGAGGGACCACAAGGUCUCCCUGGACAUUAACAAAACGCGGCAGAUAGCGCAGGAGAUCAUUAAGGGCAUGGGGUAUCUCCACGCGAAGGGGAUUGUUCAUAAGGAUCUGAAAUCCAAGAACGUUUUCUAUGACAACGGGAAAGUUGUGAUCACUGACUUUGGAUUAUUUGGAAUUUCAGGCGUGGUGCAGGAAGGAAGGAGGGAGAAUGAGUUGAAGCUGCCUCACGACUGGUUGUGCUACCUGGCCCCCGAAAUCGUUCGUGAGAUGGCCCCUGGGAAGGAUGAAGACAAGCUGCCUUUCUCCAAAGCUGCAGAUAUCUAUGCCUUUGGGACUGUGUGGUAUGAGCUCCAAGCCAGAGAAUGGCCUUUCAAGAGCCAGCCGGCGGAGGCUCUCAUCUGGCAGAUCGGCAGCGGGGAAGGAGUGAAACAAGUCCUUGCAACUGUUAGUCUGGGGAAAGAAGUCAAUGAGAUUCUCUCGGCGUGCUGGUCCUUCGAGCUCGGCGAGAGACCCAGCUUCACUGUCCUCAUGGAGAUGCUUGAAAAACUGCCAAAACUGAAUCGUCGGCUCUCCCACCCCGGGCAUUUCUGGAAAUCUGCUGACAUUAACAGUAGCAAAGUUGUCCUGCGUUUUGAAAGAUUUGGCUUGGGAAUCCUGGAGCCAAGUCACCAAAAGCUGUAGCGUGGGGUGUAACCCCCUGUGAGCGCGUUGUCUCCUCCCGACACCCGGCGUCACCGGCCUCCGCCGAUCCCUGCGGGGACGCAGCCCCGGGGGGGCCGUGCAGCCUGAACCCUGCCUGAGCACCAGCAGUUAUUUAAAGGAUGUUUACAUGAUACUUUUGUGUGAACUAUAUUUUUUAAACAUAAUAAACAGUGAAUCAAGUUUAACUAGAGCCAUUCUCAAAUAGCACUGAAAAAAAGAGAACUAUUUCUAGUUCCUUCUCCCAUCUGUGGUAAAGAGGAGGACUCUCUGCCUCCAGAGCAGUCGUUUCCCCACGAGGGUGGAAGGGGCUCGUUGCAGAACAGCAGCGCGUCGGGUACGAGGGGUUGGAGUUCCAGAGAGGAUUUUUCUUUCCUUAAGGUGAAAUCAAUCUCUUGCCCAAACCGGCCCCUGAGCCCCAGGUUUGUGUGGGCAGGGCUGGGCCAGAUGCUGGGGACCUGCCUGAAGUCCCACCAGGACAGAUCUCCUGGGAGCGUUUCCCAUCGCGUAGGCUGGGUCUGGGGUACAGACCCGAGUGCUCCUCCACACAGAACUCACACUAAAAGCUCCUUGUGCUCCUGCAGUCCUGGAGGAAGCUUAGGACUGGCUCCUUGAUACAGAUCUGCAUCCAGGGACCAGUUCUUUGAAGUUUUAGGCACAACAAGUCCUAGUCCCCUAAAGCAGCAGCAUUUCUGGCAAUAAUACACUGACCGACCGGGCGCAGCCAUUUCAGCUGCAGGAGAAAAGGCAUUUUUUUAGAGCUGCGGGGAACAGCGAGAGAUGAGAAGGGGAAAAGCCAUCCCUAAAUAACACAUUAAAUAAGGGCUUGUUGCACAGGGCUCAUCAAGAGAUUCCAAGUCAUUCCCUCCCCCCCACGCUGGGCACAUCACAGUUUACAAGCUGUUCUAAAAAACGUAGGACUAAAGCAGUUGUUUUGAGGAAGACUAAGAACGACAGAAAUCUUGCAGCCAGGACAGUUACAUCUUGCUCUAGAGGGAAUGACUCAACCCAGCAGCUCAGCCUUGUUUCAGAGGUUAAUUUUAAGGCAAGACAACCCCCAAACCACCCCCUCUCCAAGGUGUGAUGUGCAGGUUAUAAAGGAGACACCCCGUUACCCCACUUAAGGUGACAGAUGCAAAUGAAGUGUGAGCAGCGUUAGCAGAGGCUCCCUCCUCCCUCCCCUUCACGUUCCCCUCCCGACUUCCCGAGUGGGGAACCCUCACGGGACCAUCAACUUUCAGACCUUUUCUGUCCCUCGGUUUGUUGGGCUGGUUCAUCCAGGCUCUCUAGUCAUUCACUUCUCCAGCACCACCAGCAUGUUACCCCCCCCCAACCCCUUUACCCACAUGGCUUUGGCAGGAGGCUCAGGAGAAAGGGGCUCUGAGGUCCUCUAUGGGGCGGGCAGAGGGGCAGGAGCUCCUUUGGCUACUUGGGGGGGGUGACUCUUGUAGAAAAUUAAGCGGCAAAAGUAUUUCCUGAGUUCUGUUGAGCAGAGCUUCACUCGGCCACGGGCAAGUCAGUUACAUUCACUUACAAAUAUUUUGAUAGAGUGACUUUUUAAAUGUGUCUUGGCUAUCAAAGAGAUGGGUUUGGUGGUUGCCAGGUGUGGCGUUGGGGUCUCUCCUGCCCCCCGUCUAGAGCUGGAGCCCGGCAGAGGCUGGUGCCGGAGGCAGCGCGUCGCUCUGGAACCUGUGGUUCUGCCAUUUGAGGGUGGCAGCGGCUCCUCCCGAGUUAUUUCUGCCAUUUCUUUGCGUAAAACGAGCCCCAAAACCUGGGACACC
Molecule: messenger RNA, 4555 nt
Organism: Calidris pugnax (ruff)
Lineage: Eukaryota; Metazoa; Chordata; Aves; Charadriiformes; Scolopacidae
Gene: KSR1
Product: kinase suppressor of ras 1
Exons: 20
Coding region: 27-2756 (909 amino acids)
Biological process (GO): protein phosphorylation; Ras protein signal transduction
Cellular component (GO): endoplasmic reticulum; cytoplasm; membrane
Molecular function (GO): ATP binding; protein kinase activity
Source: RefSeq, a predicted model, not a curated record